AUGCCCUCAUUAUCACAACCUUUUAGGUUGACUAUUCUUCCAAAGAUUGCAUCCUUAAGUAAUUUUGCGCUUCAAAGUGAUUACAUCCAAGUAAAUGACUCCACUUUCAGUCCAACCACAAACAAGAUUACUAUCGGUAUCUCAGGUUCUUCUGUCUCACAAUAUAUUGUUAAUCCAACCCCUAAGCUGAUUUUUAACUUCCCGAUCCCAUCCACUAAUAUUGUUACGGCAUGUAACGUAUUUGAACAAAAAGGAAGUUCUGAAGAAACUUGGUGCUUUGCAACAAUGGCUAAUAAAACUUCCACUUUGAAUUUAAUUAACAAGAAUCAAUACCAGACCAACGAGGAAGAAUCUGGAGACUCCGCUCCAUCAGAUUCCUCUGUUACAAGUGAAUUCAAAAUUAAAGCUGAUGAUCAUGUAGUCGAUAUUAAGAUUUUAAAUAAGAAAAAGAUCAUAGUUGUUUUAAAGAAUGGGAAAAUUCAAACCUACGACUUUGAAUUAAAAUUACUGAACUCUAUUAAUAUGGCAUAUAACAACGUUCGCUUUGUUGAACAUUUCCAUGAGGAUGGUAAAGAUUUCAUGUUUGUUUUAUGUGAUCUUGAAAAUGAUAAGGUAUGUUUGAAAUUGUUCCAAAUCAACGAAAACAUCGAAACUAUUAAUGAUAGUGCCAUAGAAUUGACGUCUACUAUUUUAGAAAACUUCCCAUUGGAAAAUGCUAAAUUUUGCUAUCAAUUUGGUAAAUUCUAUAAACUAACGGAUGAUAAGAUCUUGGUGUAUUCACUACCCCAAUUCCAAUUUCAAUAUUCCAUCACACUUCCAAUGAUAACUGAUUUGAAGGAGGGAGAAAGAGUUGUUUCAUUCAAACCUAUCUCUCCAAAUAGAAUUUUAUUGACAGUGAACAACAAGAUCUAUUUAUUGGAUUUAAUCCACAAUUCCAUUCUUUCUGAAAGAGAGUUAACUCAUUUGAAGACUUUUCAACUACUAAAAACUGCUGUAGUUGAUACUAAUAUAAAUCAAAACAGAACCCUUGCCAUUGGUGUUUCAACAAAAUUUGGCUCCAAUCCUACUUCUUCAUUAGAACUUCUCAACGUUGAUGUGGGGACAAGUACAAUUAAAGAUUCAUUAGGUAAGAGUUUCCAAACUAGCAGUACAGAGAACAAUGUACAAUCUUUAAAGUCAUUAUUUGAUGACGAAAAUGAUUACAGCGACAAAAAGAAGCAAGUGAAGAAUUUCAACUAUGAGAAAAUCUACAAAGAAUUAGUUGACAGUAAGAAUGACGUAACCAAAUUUGACGAUAUAUUUUUCAAAAGUUUUGAUAUUAAGAAAGAAUAUUAUACUGAAAAAGAUAGGUUUAUCUAUAAUCAUGAAUUUUUGGUUCAAAUCAUUGAUCUAAUAUUUGAAACAUUCAAGGAAGAAUAUCCAAAGACAUUUACUUAUCUUUUAACAGAUCCUUUGUUCCCAUUAGAGCGUACUAAGGGGCUAUUAGCUCGUCUCAACAACCAUCCAAGGUUAUUCAAACAAGCUAUAGUAACAUGUCCUAACUUGCCAUUAAAUGAGUUAUUAGCAGAAUUGUUUACUAUCAGUAAUGGUGAAUUAUCUCUUGAUAUAUCUUUGAGAAUCUUACAAGACUACACAAGAGAUUCAAUUAAAAAAGAAUUGAAAAAAUUACCCAAAAUUGAAGUUGAAAAUUUUAUAGAAUUCAUAAUUGAUGAAGAAUCUGAUAUCAAAGAUACCACGAAUGCACCACAUUUGUUUCAACUACUAUCAUUGGUUGUAGAUUCCAUUGGGUUAUUUGCCUUGGAUAAUGCAGUGCUGGAACGUUUAUCCAAAUAUAUUGAUGAACAAGUUGCUAUUGCACAAAGUAACACUGAAUUAUGGCAUUUAUUGGAUUAUAGCAAUGUGCUGGCAUAUAAGAACGAUAAAUUCGUUACGAGUACAAGCAAAGACUCUAAUACAAGUUUGAAAUUACAAGAAGAGGUUCUACCAAAAUAUUCAGUAGAAUAUCUAGAUCUUUAG
This is a messenger RNA of Naumovozyma castellii, 2016 nucleotides long. RefSeq names its product Utp8p (gene UTP8). The record is from RefSeq and is a predicted model, not a curated record. The transcript has a single exon. Lineage: Eukaryota; Fungi; Ascomycota; Saccharomycetes; Saccharomycetales; Saccharomycetaceae. Bases 1 to 2016 code for a protein of 671 amino acids.